AUGGACCCACUCGCCGGAAUGGACGAUUCUACAACCGACGAUGAUAAUGCUUCUCAAACAACUGAGGACGACCCUCAAAUACCAGACAAUCAUCCUCCCGCACCACAACCUCCCCAGCCUGCACCCCAGCCGGUCCCUCAAGCGCUUCCACCGGCAACAUCAGGCAUGCGAAACAGGCCAAAUUACGAACUUCGUCAUACACUAAGGGGACAUACGCAAUCUAUAUCUGCCGUCAAAUUCAGUCCUGAUGGAACGCUACUUGCAUCUUGCGCCGCAGAUAGUCUGGUAAAGAUAUGGUCCCCGUUCACAGGAGAGUUGAUCAGAAACUUGAGUGGCCAUACCAAAGGACUCUCAGAUAUCGCGUGGUCGACAGAUGGUGUCUAUCUCGCAUCAGCGUCUGAUGACACCAGUGUACGUAUAUGGAACGUUGAUUCUGGAUUAACGACGAAACAUCUCAAAGGGCACUCGAGUUUCGUGUUUUGUGUAAAUUACAACACAGCGUCCAACCUCCUUGUUUCUGGAGGUUGUGAUGGUGAUGUUCGAAUAUGGAAUGUUGCAAGAGGAAAAUGCAUGAAGACUCUACAUGCCCAUCUUGACUAUGUUACUGCCGUGCACUUCAACAGAGACGCCACCCUGAUAGUCUCUUGUGCUCUUGAUGGGCUAAUCCGGAUAUGGAACACCACAACCGGUCAAUGCUUGAAAACUCUCGCUGAAGGACACGAUGCUGUAUGGUAUGUCCGUCAGCUGCCACGGCUCGUUUCGUUCCGUAAUCUCUUAUGGAUCUUCAGCCAACACGUGCAAUUCUCGCCCAACUCCAAGUACAUUCUCUCAACUGCUCAUGACAGUGCGAUCAGAUUAUGGGACUAUCACACGUCGCGCUGUUUGAAAACAUAUACGGGUCAUCGCAACGAGAAGUUCUGUAUAGCGGCCUGUUUCAGUGUUACUGGAGGGAAAUGGAUUGUUUCUGGGAGCGAAGACCAAAAGGUUUAUAUAUGGGAUCUUCAAAGUCGUGAGGUGGUGCAAAUUCUUGAAGGACACGAAGGUGUCGUUGUCGCUGUGGCUACUCACCCACAGCAAAACAUGAUUGCGUCUGGCUCCAUCGAGCCAGAUCUUACAGUUCGCAUAUGGUCCGAUCGUGGGUCGACAUGCUGA
Suillus plorans is the source of this 1152-nucleotide messenger RNA. RefSeq names its product WD40 repeat-like protein. Bases 1 to 1152 code for a protein of 383 amino acids. The transcript has 6 exons. The record is from RefSeq and is a predicted model, not a curated record. Gene Ontology annotation, molecular function: histone binding. Gene Ontology annotation, cellular component: Set1C/COMPASS complex. Lineage: Eukaryota; Fungi; Basidiomycota; Agaricomycetes; Boletales; Suillaceae.